Molecule: messenger RNA, 1073 nt
Organism: Antrostomus carolinensis (chuck-will's-widow)
Lineage: Eukaryota; Metazoa; Chordata; Aves; Caprimulgiformes; Caprimulgidae
Product: sushi domain-containing protein 1
Exons: 7
Molecular function (GO): calcium ion binding
Source: RefSeq, a predicted model, not a curated record
CAGUUGUGAACAGAUCAGUUCCAGAUGUCUGUGCCACUUGCCACAUUCAUGCUACGUGUCAUCAAAUUGAAGAAAAAAGCGUUUGCAUCUGUAACUAUGGAUUUGUAGGCAAUGGAAGAACCCAUUGUCAAGAUAAAGAUGAAUGCCAGAUUGGUGCCAGCAAGAUCUGUGGAAAUUAUACGCUGUGCCAUAAUACACAUGGAAGUUUUUAUUGCGUUUGCCUUGAAGGAUACCGAGCCUCCAACAACAACAAGACGUUUAUUCCCAAUGAUGGCACGAACUGUACAGAUAUAGAUGAAUGUGAGGAGUCUGGACUGUGUGGUCGCAACGCAAGAUGUGUGAAUACUGAAGGAAGCUACAAGUGUUACUGCAAUGAUGGUUAUAAAUUAGAAAAUGGAGAGCGUUCUUUUCAUCCAGAUGGGAACACAGUUUCAUGCAAAGAAAUUGGAUGUGGUUCCCCUCCUGAAAUGAAGCAUGGCUACAUCGUAGGAAACUACAGCUUGCUACCAGGAAGCGUGGUUCGUUAUGAAUGUAAAGAAGGAUUUUACAGCAACGAGGGAAAGUUCUCGUAUUGCACUGCAAAUGAAACUUGGGAACCUGCCACUUUAAGCUGUAAAGGUGUGGAUUGUGGGGUUCCACCUUCUGUUUUAAAUGCCCGUCCAGCAUCUGUAAGUGGGACUACAUAUGGAAGUGAAGUUACUUACAGUUGUGUUCAUGGUUACUUUAUUGCAAGUGGCAAUCAAACUGCAGUCUGCAAUGCCAAAGGACAGUGGGAGGGUACUGAUUUGGUGUGCAAAGAAAUAGACUGUGGCAAACCUUUGCUGAUUCCACACACAGAAAUGAUCUGGCACAACUCUACCACGCUGUGGAGCAGAGUGUACUAUCGGUGUAAAGAAGGAUAUUAUUUUAAUGGAGACAAGAAUUUUUCAGAGUGCACAAUAGAUCAGUUAUGGGACAAUAUUACAUACACAUGCAAAGAGGAGGAAUUACUCAGUAAUUUGUCCAUAUUCAAUGAAACGUGUGUGAAGUGGCAAAGGAAAACUGGAAGACUGGGAGUGCAGGAGACAUACACA